Rhopalosiphum maidis (corn leaf aphid) is the source of this 2751-nucleotide messenger RNA. RefSeq lists its product as uncharacterized. The transcript is spliced from 7 exons. The record is from RefSeq and is a predicted model, not a curated record. Lineage: Eukaryota; Metazoa; Arthropoda; Insecta; Hemiptera; Aphididae. Bases 221 to 2188 code for a protein of 655 amino acids.
ACUCAUUGGUUGGCACGUUUUACAAUAACUGUUGUUACUACCAUUUUUUUUAUUUUUAAUUCAGUCGUUCUAGAACUAUUAUAUUAUUUGUGGUCGAUCCGCAUGCCAAAGACAAGUGUCUGUCGCUUACAACACACAAAUUCUCAGACGCAAAAGUGUUUUCCCUUUUUGUGUUUCAAUGUUUGAAUAAUUCAUCAAUAACUCUGAUAUAAAAGUCAACAUGGAAACAGUUGUGGUGGAAUCUGAAGUAUUUGAAACUACUAGAAACGGCAUUGAAAUCUUGCUAACUGAAUUAAAAGAGAUGGAAGAUAAUUCUGAUAACGUUGAAAGUUGUUCUAUGAUGAAAGAUGAUGUUACUGAUGCCAUCGAAUCAUUGUGUAUUGCUGAUACUCAACCAGAAUAUUUCAAUGAUAGUGAUCCAAGCACUUUAGUUGAUAAUUUUAAUGAUACUAAAAGUGAAGUGAGUUCUAUUGGACAAAAUCAACAAUUAAUUUCUACAAUUGAAGAUCCAAAAGCAAUAAUGAACCAGAUUAAAAAUCUUCGAUGUUUAUUUACAUGGAAUAUAAAACCAAAUAAUGAGAAUAAUUUAAUUGUAUUGAUACAGAAUAAAUUUGGAGAAUACAACUUAAAUAUUUGUUCAUCUGAGUUUACAUUAGAAAGGUAUGUUGGCAAUUUAAUUAUUGCUUAUGAAUUGUUUCAUAAGAAUGAACCCGAAUUAGCCCAAAUGAAAUUGUUGGAAAUUCAAAAUUGGCUUGAAGAAUUAGAUAAAGGUACUGAUGAGUUUUAUUUGUCUAUUAAAAUUGGUCUUCAACAUGUCACGAAAGCUACUUUCAUUCAUAUGUUAUAUGCUACAAAUCUUAUUGAAGAAUGUAAAUGGAUAUUGAAUGAUGUUGUAUUAUAUUCCCAUAUGAAUUUCAAAUCAAGAGCAACUAUUCAUGCAAUAUGUGCGGCUGUAUUAACUGAAUAUGGUGCAAAUAAUAUGAUCUAUUUAAAAAACGCUUGCAACAAUGCAAAGAUAGCAUGUGAUUUAGAUCCUACAACUUCUCAUUGGUUUUAUACUUAUUCACUUGCAUUGACAGCUAACAGACAAUUCUCACAUAAGUCAAAUCCUACUAAAAAUGAAAUUAAUGCAAUUAAUCAAGCAGUUAUGUUGUCAAAUGGGAAAAAUGUUCUUUUUAAUUACCAUCAAUUGAUUCUAUGUAGAUAUGAUAUAGUAAGAAAUACUAUAAAAAAAAAAUCCCUGAUUAAACAAAAUUUACAACAUAAAAAAUGUGUUUAUAUUAUCAAAAACAUAAUAAGCAUGGAUCCAAAAGACCCUCUUUUGAUAGUUAAGUGUGCUAGAAUUUUAAUGACUCUUCCUAUUAUGGCUCUUGAUUUUAAUCUGGGAAAACAAUGUUUAAUAAAAGCCUUUGAAAUGGCAUCAAAUGAUGAGACGGUUUUAAAAGCUAUUAGUGAAGCAGUCAACGCAUAUUAUAAUAAUAUUAAACCUAAAACAACUGUAACUAAGCCAAAUCAACCACCACCAAGGAUUAAAAGAUCAAAACUAGGAAAUGAUUUAAGAUUUAUAAUGAAAAAACAUAUGAAUGGAGAAGAUCCUGUUCCUUACCUGACCAAUUUAGUUUCUAAAUAUGAUGGACUUGAACAAUCAAUAGUUAUAGCUCAACUAUGUUCCUAUACAAUAUUAUUCACAGACAACUUAAAAUUUGGCAUUGAACAGUUCAUUAAGUUGAUUGAACAACCAGGAAUUGCCAAUAACGAUAUUAUCACAAAACAUACUUCAUCAUUUGGUUCACAGAAAUUUAAUUUAUCAGAGCUAAUUUAUAAUGAAAUCAGAUUGGCUACAAAUUUAAGUGGCACUUCUACUGAAGAUAUAUUGUAUUAUUAUAAAAUAUUAGCUAAAAUCAUGGAAACAUGUAAUUUAGAGAUUAAAGAUAUAGACUCAUCAAUGAAAGCUAAGCUCAUUGCUGAUUCAUCUGUUAAGUCAGAUCGUUAUGGAUUUUCAAAUAGAAGAGUCCAAUGUAAGACUAAGAGUGUGAACAAAAAUAAUGUUUUAAAAAAUAAACGGUCAAAAGCAAAGAAGGUCAAUUUAAGGAAAGUUAAAAUACCCAAAAUGUCUUCUGAUGGGUAUAGGGUCAGACUUUCCAAUAAAUCUAUAACUUUGACCAUGCAAUCAAAUUUAGAAACAUGAACAGAAGUGUACCAGCAAGCAUUUUAAAACAUUUAUUUAACAUACGACAACACUUGAAUUCAACUAAUGUUUUUUCUGCUGAUCUUAAGAGGAUGCUACUUAGAUAAUGAAAACCAUAUAAUUAUCAAUACCCUUUUCUGCUUUAAGAGUAGAGUUUGUUUACAUUUAAUUUUUUUUUUUUAAUAAUAAAAAUAAUUUAAUUUUAAUUAAUACCAAAAUAUUUUAAGAUUGUUGCAAAAUCACUUUAUAGAAGAAAAUAUUAUCUUUGCUAAAAUAUAAUUAAAUGUUCAAAAACUUAAUCCAUUUAUUUUAACUUCUGUGUUAUUUAUUUGCACUCAUUCUGUUUUCACACUACUGUUUGUUAGUGGGUAGCUUCCUCUUAAGAGGUAUUACUAAAAUAUGUACACAUUUAACGGUCUAGAGAUAGAUCUAUUUUUAGCUUCACUCAUUAACAUAUUUUAUAUUAUACACCUAUGAACCAAACUGUCUAAGAUACUUAUAUCAGUUUCCUUUUAAAGUCUAAUUUUGAUAUUUUUAAGCCUUCAUAAAAUAUUUCAUGAUGA